AUGGCGGCAAUCACUGGUGUUAUCCUUCUUGCCGUUGGCAUUUGGGGCAAGGUGAGCCUGGAGAAUUAUUUCUCCCUUUUAAAUGAGAAGGCCACCAAUGUUCCCUUCGUGCUCAUCGGCACUGGCACUGUCAUCAUUCUUUUGGGCACCUUUGGCUGUUUUGCUACCUGCCGAGCUUCUGCGUGGAUGCUAAAACUGUAUGCAAUGUUUCUGACUCUCAUUUUUUUGGUUGAACUGGUCGCUGCCAUUGUUGGAUUUGUUUUCAGACAUGAGAUUAAGGACAGCUUUAAGAAUAAUUAUGAGAAAGCUUUAAAGCAGUAUAAUGCUACGGGAGAUUAUAGAAGCAAUGCAGUAGACAAGAUUCAAAGUACGUUACAUUGUUGUGGUGCCACAAACUUUAGAGAUUGGAAGGAUACUAAUUAUUACAUAGAAAAAGGAUUUCCCAAGAGUUGCUGUAAAGUUGAAGAUUGUUCUCCUCAGAGGGAUGCUGAUAAAGUAAACAAUGAAGGUUGUUUUAUAAAGGUAAUGACCAUUAUAGAGUCAGAAAUGGGAGUUGUUGCUGGAAUUUCCUUUGGAGUUGCUUGUUUCCAGCUGAUUGGAAUCUUUCUCGCCUACUGCCUCUCUCGCGCUAUAACAAACAACCAGUAUGAGAUAGUGUAACCAACAUUACAUAUGCUUACUCCUUUCCAUCUUUAAGGAUAUUUACAUUACCCUCUGUGAGCUACUAGAUUGCCUGGUUUGGAAAACUGCUCCAUGUUACCCAUUGACCGAAAAGCUACACCAAUAGUCUGAUUCAAUAUAGACAUUUGUCCAGUAUCAUAUAAGUCCACCUUUUGUCCCUAUCAUCAUGUAAGAUCAUUGAAACUUCCUUCUCUCUAUGAAACACUGCAAGAGCUAGUAAAUUGUAAAUGAAACAAUGUUUGCUUGUUCCUCUUGAUUAUUGUUUUUCUUAAUGUAGGACUUUUGAAAGGCACUGUGGAUUUUCUGUUUUGAUGUACUGUUAUAAAAUGGGAAAUUGACCCCUUUGAUCUGGCCCCUUCUGAGCCAAGGUUUAUGUGAUUUGAUUGCAUAAUUUGCAUCAGUAAGGUAAAUGUUUUCAUUAGUCUCUCUCUGUUCUGAUAAGCAUUGUGUAAUUUAAUUCCAGCCACGAGUUGGAUGGCACCCAUCAGAGUUGCCAGAUGGUGGUAACAGUCUCUGACCUAAGGUACCCAAGACUAAAGGGCACUACCAUUUCUGUGACACAUCAGAUAGCAGCACACUUAUACUUUACAUUUCCUUGCCUCCAAGUUCAGGUGUUUAUAUUUCCUCCAUCACUUGAAAGGUUCUAAUUAAUGGUGUUAGAAUUAGUGUAUUUUCCUGAGAAAUUUAAAGCAACUCAUCUUCAUUAGCUUUAGCUGGUAUUAUCUUACCAGAUUGAUAUGACUUAAUUAUCAAUAUCAUGGUCAACUUUAAUAAUCUUAGUUUUGGUUUAUGCCUUUGAUUCAUAAAUAUGACUUUUACACAAGAACUAUUGUUUUCCUGUAAAUUCGUAUUUAAAUUCACUUUUAGAAACUACUGAAUGGUUAUUUUCUACUGAGAAAGCUAAGCCCCAUAUUUCUAUUUGGAAUACAGUUUUAGAUAUGAAAUGUAGAACUGAGCUAUUGACUAUGAGUUUUUUUUAUUCAUUUAUUGCUUUCAGUUUUAUAUCCCACAUAUGAGUGAGAUCAUGUUGUCCUUAACUUUUUCUG
Messenger RNA from Myotis davidii, 1727 nucleotides. RefSeq names its product tetraspanin 6 (gene TSPAN6). Gene Ontology annotation, cellular component: membrane. The coding region runs from base 1 to 660 and encodes 219 amino acids. The record is from RefSeq and is a predicted model, not a curated record. The transcript is spliced from 8 exons. Lineage: Eukaryota; Metazoa; Chordata; Mammalia; Chiroptera; Vespertilionidae.